AUGUGGGAACUCGCUCUCGAGCUGAGAGUCCGAAAGUAUUCUGAGGCCUUGCAGCCUCUUCGGACUUCAUAUCAGCAUCUAGAGCAGGGACUUGGGGCAGAUAAUGAUACAACUAAGAUGGUCAAACCUGACCUCGAAAUUUCAGAGAAGGGUGUGUUCGCAAUAUGGGUGCACCUGUCAGACUUUGCAGGCAUGAACUCGGUCUGUGCUUACGUCGCAAAGCAAGCAAUUGUCGUCUCACAUAUUCCAAGUCACUACCAUGAGCAGAUUAAUGACGGGCAAAUGAUCCACCGCCAGCGACAGUAUACGAUAUCGUUCGGCGUCUACUUUGGCCGCUCUUGCUCACUUUCUAGACGCUUGACUACAUCGUCCGUUGCUCAGAAACAUCAGAAGAAAGCAUCAUCUCAUUCAUUCCCCGGUGAUUCCCAAACUGUCAAUCAUCUCUCUCAACACCGCCUCCGCAUCCCUCCUCAUCCCCUCCCUAAAAGCCUCAAUCUCCCUGAACCCCUUCUCCGCCUCCUCUUUAACCUUGCACCCAAACCCAGCGAAAAACUCCCUAUCGAUUCUGGAAUACCGAUUCUCAUACAAGACAUCAAACUCCGCAUCCGCCUCUCCAGCUUGCACCCCCUCCCACACCCUCCACACGACAUGCACCUCAAUCAGUCCCCGGAGCGCCAUCAUAUACAACACCUUCACCACAAAGAUCUGCGGCUGCGUCGCGUCCACGGCAUAGAAGCACUCGUUCUCAAAGGUCUGAAGGUCCUUGCCCUGGAUCGUCCCGAGGACUUGCACGGCACUGAAAUACAAGGAUUCGUGGUCGUGGGCCUCGAAGUCCUUUUUUAUCUCCAUUCGGUGGUGGUACGGGAUGUUCGACUCAGCCGGGCCGCCGAAGGAACUGUACCAUGUGCACGAGGCAGGCCUGGGUGGGUGCGGGCGCAGGAUUAG
Messenger RNA from Aspergillus calidoustus, 945 nucleotides. Lineage: Eukaryota; Fungi; Ascomycota; Eurotiomycetes; Eurotiales; Aspergillaceae. The record is from the annotation of a GenBank genome assembly.